Molecule: messenger RNA, 3166 nt
Organism: Rhincodon typus (whale shark)
Lineage: Eukaryota; Metazoa; Chordata; Chondrichthyes; Orectolobiformes; Rhincodontidae
Product: protocadherin-10-like
Exons: 1
Coding region: 155-2539 (794 amino acids)
Biological process (GO): homophilic cell-cell adhesion
Cellular component (GO): plasma membrane
Molecular function (GO): calcium ion binding
Source: RefSeq, a predicted model, not a curated record
CUGAAACAGAACGGCUUUAGUUCAUUUUGCGGUACAAAAGUGAAUUCCCUUCGGCUUUUGGAUACAUCCGGUAAUCUGUGCUAUAAGAUUGGGCUGCUCUUGCCCUUUAUAGUGUGUCGGUUUGUUUUUUCGCGCCUCCAAAAUAUAACGGACAAUGGCAGGGUCAUCAUGCAUCACCGCCUUAAAAUACAAGCUAUUCGAUUUAAUGUUACUUGUGUAUUUGUCAGAGUUGGCUUUCGGAAAAAUUCGCUACUCCAUUCGCGAGGAAAUGGAGACUGGCGCUUUUGUUGGAAAUGUCGCAGAGGAUUUAGGAUUGGACAUUCGCAGGUUGUCAGCUCGACAAUUCCGGCUGGCGUCUGCUGAUAAAAGACAGUGUCUGGAGGUGAAUAUGGAGACGGGUACUUUAUUUACGAAGGAAAGGAUAGAUCGAGAGCAACUGUGCGGACAGAUGUCAGUUUGUGUUCUUCCAUUUGAGAUUGUAGUAGAACAACCUUUGGAGAUGUACCGCGGUGAAGUGGAGGUUAUUGAUAUUAAUGAUAAUUCGCCCAGAUUCCCGGAGAGUACCAUCCUCUUACAAAUGGCGGAAUCCAUUGCAAUAGGCUCGCGAUUUCCGCUAGAGAGCGCACUCGAUCCAGACAUGGGGAUAAAUACAGUCACGACUUAUAACCUGAGCCCAAAUGCGCACUUCGGUCUACAAGUGGAGACUGCAGAAGACGGUGUUAAAAUUGUUGAGUUGUUGUUGGGGAAGCCGUUGGACCGCGAAAGCCAGUCAUCCUUUCAGCUGAUGCUGACAGCUACCGACGGAGGGAGUCCUCCCAGAUCCGGGACUGCUCGCAUUCUCAUUACAGUGCUGGACAGCAACGACAAUGCGCCGGUAUUCGAUCGCAAGAUUUACAGGGUCGACCUGAUAGAGAACUCACCCAGGGGUACCUUGGUGGCUACAGUCCGUGCCACUGAUCCAGACGAAGGUUCGAAUGCUGAGGUAACCUAUACUUUCAGUAACCGUGUUUCAAAGAAAGUACAUGAAUUGUUCAGUUUGGAUCCGCGAACAGGGGAGAUUAGAAUCAAGGGCAUAAUUGAUUAUGAAGAAGGUAACACGUAUUCGCUAGAUCUUCAAGCUGUGGACAAUGGUUCACCUGCAAUUUCAGGACAUUGCAAAGUCAUGAUUAAGGUAAUUGAUAUGAAUGACAAUGCCCCUGAAAUUUUAUUGACGUCUGUGGUUAGCAUGAUACCGGAAAGUGCUACUCUUGGGACUGUAACCGCUUUGAUCGACGUAAUAGAUCGUGAUAGUGGAAAAAACGGACAGGUGCACUGUGAAAUCCCGAAGAACGUUCCUUUUAAACUUCAUACAACUUCAAGUACCCAUUAUAAACUGAUAACCACUGCGUCACUGGAUCGCGAAGCUACUCCUGGAUAUAACCUAUCUAUUUUAGCCUGGGACUCAGGGAGGCCCCCACUAUCAUCAAAUAAAACCGUCCAGAUUUCUGUUUUUGACGAAAAUGAUAAUGCUCCAAUGUUUGCACGACGCACGUACACAGUUUAUGUGACAGAGAACAACUUGCCAGGUGCUUCUAUUUUCACAGUGACUGCGUCCGACCCCGACGUGGAUCAGAAUUCCUAUGUCUCUUAUUCUUUCAAAGAGAUCCUUCGAGAUUCGCCGGCGCCUACCUACCUUAAAAUUAAUUCGGUGAACGGGACCAUUUACGCACUGCGCUCUUUUGACUAUGAGCAAGUGAAGAGCUUCCAGGUCCAAGUUCAAGCCCGUGAUGCUGGAGUUCCUCCACUGAGCAGCAGCGCAACAGUCAAUGUGAUUAUCCUGGAUCAAAAUGACAACGCACCAGUCAUCGUUUCACCCUCAGCAAAGAGUGGAUCAGCAGCAGAGGUGAUUGUGCCUCAGUCAGCGGGCCAAAAUUACUUGGUCACCAAGAUAAUCGCAACUGAUGCCGAUUCUGGUCAGAACGCACGGCUAUUCUACCAGGUGGUGAGAGCCAUUGACCCCAGAUUGUUCAACGUGGGGCUUAACACGGGCGAAAUCAGAACAACCCGAGGCAUUCUGGAGCAAGAUGCCCCCACGCAAUCUCUGAUCAUCUUGGUGAGGGAUAAUGGACAGCCCACCCUCUCCAGCACCGCUACAAUCGUCUUGUUGCUUUUUGGCAACCUUACUGCAAUACCUUCAGAAAGCAACGACUUGGUCAGGGAUACUGAACAAUUUUCCUACUUAAAUCUUUAUUUGAUCAUCACUUUAGGAUCAACAUCUUUUUUAUUACUUGCAAUUAUCAUUGUCCUUUUGGGCAUCAAAUGCAAACAAGACAAGAACCUUUCUGAAAGCAAUCCCACAAUAUGUUGUUAUAAGCCAGAGGAUUCCAUUGAUGGAUAUAGUCAAGGACCAGUGCCAAAAGGUUCUGCAAAUUACUGUGGGCAAACUCUCCCCAUCUCUGACACUUAUCGUUAUACCGUCUGUCUAUCACCAGAAUCAUCCAAGAGUGAUUUUUUGUUCCUAAAACCUUGCAAUCCUACCUUGCCACAGGAGCAUCAUUAAUUUCUUUGGAAGUUUUGGGAGUUGAGAAUAUGUCUUGUUUGCUGUGAUGCAUGUUUUACGAUUGAAUGCAACAAUACUAUUAUUUCAGCUGAAUUACAUUUGCCAUUUUUCAUUUCAAUAAAAGACUUCGGUUUGUUACGCACAAACUGACGUGUCAGCUAAGUAAACUGCAAAGAUUUUUGCGAAGGAAACGUUAUGACAAGAAAUCAUAUCGCUAGGGCCAUAAUUAACCUUUACCAAAAAGAGAAAUGAAGUCAAAACAUUUCAUCUCUUGCCCAUCAGAACCACCAUGCUAGAAACCAGACUUGGAAAAUGAAUAAAAACAGUGGUGGAGAAACUCACAGGCCCCAGGAGCAGCUAUGGAAAAAAGAAUAGAAUUAUGUAUUUAGUUGCUUUGGCUCUCUGAAGAAGUCACAUCAGAAUCUUAAAAAAAAACUGUUUCACUCUCCACCGAUGCUGCCAAACUUUUUGAGUUUCUUUAGUGCUUUUUGUUUCAAUUUAUAUUGUAGACAUCCGUAUUACUUUACUUUUACUUGGGUAACAACAAGUGUUUAUACAACAAGAUAAUUUCGAGACGCAGCAAGAAUGGAUACUUGUCAAUCCUAGUCCUCAGAGCAGAUGGGUAAA